AUGCGCCACCGCAAAUUCGAUUUGCAGGGCCUCGUUGACGUUUCUGUCAAAGCUGUGGGCAUAAGUGGAAUAAACUGUGUCAAACUGCUGAAAUGUGUUGAAGGGCAAUUUAACAAGGCAUUUCUCCUAACCAUGAGUAAUGGUUUCGAAAUCAUCGCACGGUUACCAAAUCCCAAUGCGGGUCCCCCUUUUUACACAACUGCAUCGGAAGUUGCUACUCGUCAUUUUAUACGGGACAAGAUGGGUCUUCCUAUCCCUCGUAUUUACGAUUGGUCAGCCGACGAAUGUAACCCAGUAGGAGCUGAAUAUAUUCUCGAAGAAAAAGCAUCAGGCCAGCCUUUAGGGGCAAUAUGGGGCGGACUCUCUUCGGAGAUCCAAUCGAAUAUAGUGAACCAGGUCGUGGACGCCGAAAAGAAACUCGCAUCAAUUUCCUUUCCAAAGCACGGCUACAUAUACUAUGAGUCCGAUCUCAAAUCAACUUCCGCUAAAUAUGAGCGACUUCAGUCUCCCUCUAUCCAGGACGCACAAGCGCCAGCCUUCGUGAUCGGACCUUCAGCUGAUCCAAAUCUCUGGGGGUUGGGGAGGGCUCAAAUGAAUUUGGAUAGAGGCCCAUGGAGAAGUGUUACUGAUUACGCCCGGGCUCUUGGAAUGAAUGAGCUCGAAUGGGCCGCUUCACAUGCGAGGCCAAGGAUGAACUUUCACAGAUCUAUGGAUGCACCCGAGACACCGAGUGAAUACAUCGCUCUCCUUGAAAAAUACAUCGCACUUUCUCCAUAUCUCGCAUCCUGGCCUGAGCUACCCAACAGAAUCUCGCAUCCUGAUUUACAUCUUGAUAACAUAUUUGUCGAUCCAGACACCUACCGCAUCAGCUCCAUAAUUGACUGGCAGCAGGCUCAUAUCUCCCCAGUAUCUCUCCAGCGGCCUCAUCCGCAGAUGCUUGAGUUAUCAGCCUCGUCGCUGUCUAAACAGGGCAAAUACGAGCGGAAUCUUUUGAACCUCUAUCACAACGCUGUCGAGGGAAGUGAUCCCGUCCGGUGGAAGGUCCUCGCCGACCCAUUACUUCAAGUCAUGACACGCCCUAUUUUGCUGGUGCCUGGAUGUUGGGAUCGAGAAGAUCUCUUUUCUCUACGCAAUUCGUUGGUCACCAUCAUCGCACGUUGGGAUGAAAUGGGGCAUGGUGAAACACCGUGCCCGGUUAAUUUCGGAGAGGAAGAGCUUUUACAACAUCAAGAUGAGAUGAAUAUGCUAGAGGGGAUUUCCGAAAUCCUCCAGCAACUGCAAGAUGAUGACGUCAUUCCAUUGGGCGGCAUGGUGCAUCCAGAAGUUUAUCAGCGUGCCGUGGAGUUGAGCAAUUUCUUCAAAUACGAAUUUGUCGGUUUGGCUGAAAACGAACAGCAACGGGAAUUACAUGCAAAGGUGUGGCCCUACCAAUGA
Molecule: messenger RNA, 1434 nt
Organism: Penicillium arizonense
Lineage: Eukaryota; Fungi; Ascomycota; Eurotiomycetes; Eurotiales; Aspergillaceae
Exons: 4
Coding region: 1-1434 (477 amino acids)
Cellular component (GO): mitochondrion
Source: RefSeq, a predicted model, not a curated record